CAGGUCCAAUGAUCUCCGAUCGGACGGCCGACAGGGCCCCUCCCCUAGAUUUGUGUGGGAUUGUCCUUGGUCCCUGCCCUUAGUUUUUCCCAGAGUAGGCGUCUUCCUCCUCGAGGCGCAGAAGAUUGUCCAGGCGGAAAGAUGAAACUGGCAGCGCCGCUGAAGGGAGUUCCCCCUGUGUACUACGGAGCGUGGUUGCUCGUCGCUUGCUUCCUUCUCUCCCUGAUCUACCUCUCCGCCACCAACUCCGACGCGCUCAGUUUUUCCUUCCUGGGUUCUCAGAUGUCUUACUCUGUUACGGCUCCUGCGAGUUCUACCGCUAGUAGCAACCAGCAAUUUGGAACGAGGGAAAAAGAGGGAAUUGAGAGAUCAUCGCCGUGCGAUCUGACGUUCAACUAUUGCGAAGUGGAUGAUCGUGCAGUGCUCGAUCGGAGCCGAGAGACUGCCGAAUCCCUAAACAAUAACAAUGCAUCUACUACUGUGGAUCAGUUGCAGAGAUCCCCCACGACGAAAGCAGAAAUGUCGGAUCGAUCGCCACUGUGCGAUCUUUCCAACUACAGAAGCGACACUUGUGAAAUCAAGGGCGACGCCAGAGUAGCCGGCAAGGAUUCGCCCUCUGUGGUAGCAGUUCUUCCCGGCGGCUCAAGCGUGCAGUCAUGGAAGAUCAAGCCGUACGCCAGGAAGUCGGACCCGACGGCGAUGCGCAAUGUCAGGCAAAUCGAUGUGCGAGCGGUGGUCGACCAUAUUGCCGCCGUCCCGCGAUGCGACGUGACCCACACGGCGCCCGCCGUCGUCUUCUCCACCGGCGGCUACCUCGGCAACUACUUCCACGAUUUCACCGACGUGCUGGUGCCGCUGUUUCAGACCGCCGGGCCGUUCGCCGGCGAAGUCCAGCUCGUCGUCGCCGACUUCAAGUUCUGGUGGGUCGGCAAGUAUUUGCCGUACUUCAACAGGAUCUCGCGGUACCCGAUCAUCGAUUUCGACAGGGACGAACGCGUCCACUGCUUCCGGCACGUGCUCGUCGGACUGAGAAGCAGCCGGGACUUGAUUAUAGACCCGGCGAGCUCGCCGGCGAGGUACACCAUGCUCGAUUUCACCAAGUUCAUGAGAGAAGCCUACUCGCUCGACCGAGACCACGCCGGCGGCGCGCGGGGGAGGAGGAACCCGAGGCUCUUAGUGAUCUCGAGGGCGAGGACCCGGAAGUUCAUGAACGUGGACGAGAUCGCGAGGCUAGCAAGGAAGGUGGGGUUCGAGGUGGUGGUGGCGGAGGCCGACUUCGGCGGCGUGGCCAACUUCUCCCGGCUCGUCAACUCCUGCGACGCCAUGCUGGGCGUGCACGGCGCGGGGCUCACCAACGCAGUCUUCCUGCCGACGAACGCGGUUCUGAUUCAGGUGGUGCCUUUCGGGAAACUGGAGUGGAUCGCGGCGAACUACUUCAGGAAUCCGGCGAGGGAGAUGAGGCUGCGGUACCUGGAGUACACGAUCGGAGCCGAGGAGAGCACGCUGACGGAGCUGUACUCGAGGGACGACCCGGUGUUCAGAGAUCCGGAGUCGAUACACAAGCUGGGAUGGUUCACCAUGGGCGCGAUCUAUCUGGACAAGCAGAACGUGAGGCUGGAUUUGAGGCGGUUCAGGCCGGUUUUGUCGAGGGCUCUGAAGCUUCUCAGGAAUUAGGGAAAUUAGGGUAAAGGAAACGAAAUCCACCACCACCAAACAACGAAUGUAUCUCAUCAAAUCAUAGCUGUUAUCUACAAAACCGUAGCUACUACUAAUAUAACAAUUACAAUUUCGUAGUUGGUAUA
Molecule: messenger RNA, 1802 nt
Organism: Zingiber officinale
Lineage: Eukaryota; Viridiplantae; Streptophyta; Magnoliopsida; Zingiberales; Zingiberaceae
Product: beta-1,2-xylosyltransferase XYXT1-like
Exons: 3
Coding region: 142-1674 (510 amino acids)
Molecular function (GO): glycosyltransferase activity
Source: RefSeq, a predicted model, not a curated record